GAUACCAAGAAGAACAAAAUAUUCAAAUUGAUAGUCUAGAAAAAAAAAGUAUCAUAACCAGCAAGUGGGAUGAUAUUGCGAAACUUUUAGCAGAGGGAGGAAAAAUAUUAAAUAAGGAGGGAAAAUUUGUCAACAAAAAUGCUUUCGAAUGUUUAAAAUUUGCGAUUGUGGAUAAUGAUGAGUUAGGAACGGUCGAGAUCAAUUAUGAACCGGGAAAGUAUGACCUUGCUGAAUUUGAACAAGAUAGGACAGGAAAUUUUAGCGAGGCAGAAAUAGAAUAUCAAAUAGAGAGAAGAGAAAAUUGGGAGGAAAUAUUAGAAGCCAAAAAAGCGAGCCGCGAGGAAAAAAAUAUUGCCCUCACUAAGGCACAAGAGGAAUUGAAGCGAAUUGUUGAAGGAACAUUAACUUUUGAAAAUCCGGAGGCACACCAAGCCUAUUGGGAGCCCAAAAAAGCCGAAUUAGAAGAGGAAAUAAGAGAAUUAGAAGAGGAAAUAAGAGAAUUAGAAGAGGAAAAGGUGUUUUUCCGGGCCCAACAAACCGAGAAGAAUGAGAAAAAUUGUUCUGAGAGGAAAUCCCAGAAAAGGUUACUGGCCGAUUUAACCAAGGACUUUAUUUUGCCAGAACGCACCGAAGCCGGCAAAACAGUCGCUAAUAUUAAAACGCUAGAAAAAGAUAUGGGAGCGGAAUUAGGCACUUUAACCACUAUUCCGAAUGAACUUGAAACCGAAGCAGAGAAAAAAAUUAAGGACAAAAUUGACGCAGUGGCUACCGUAGCCGCUAACGGACGCCAGUCAUUUUACGAACAGAAAGCCGCCCAAGACAAAAAAACUGAUUUGGAAAAAGCCGUUGCUGAUUUAGAUUUUUUGAUAUUUAAAGACAAGUUUUUACAAGUUCAUGGAGCGUAUUUAGACGACCAAGGUAAGGAAAUAACCCCUUUGGACCAAGAAAAAGAGAAUAAAAUUAGGGCUUAUUAUCAAGUAAGAGCAAAAGCAGACAAAAUUACCGGUUCGGUAAUGGGACAAGCCGCAAAAAAUGAAUUAGGAAAUAAAGCAGCCGCAAACAGUAUCGAUUUACCUAAUAUUUUGGGAGACGCAGAUGUAAAAGUUAUUAUUGAAAAAAUUUUAACUUACUAUCGGGACGGGCUUACUGCGUCACAAGCUCUCACUCUUAUUAAACAUGGUUGGGGAACGAUUUUUGAUAAUGCCUGUUUAACCAGCGUUGAGGAUAUUAACCACACGCGGGAAUUAUUAAGCAAAAUUAGAGCAACCGAAAAUGAUUUAGCCGCUCUCUCGGCUAAUAAUACUACUACUGCUUGGCAAGAUUUAAACAGCUACCGCGAUGACCGAAUAUUCGUGGGUCGGGCGGCACACUGGACGACGGUUGAGAUAUUUCAGCCGUUAACUUUGACCGAGCAAAUUAUAACCUCUUAUCAAGUUGAGAAACUUUACCAGCACUAUCAACCUCUGGCCGAGUGGGAAGAUUUCUUUGUUGUUGCUAUUAAUGACCUGAAAAUACUGGAAAAUGAUAAAGAAGAAUUAGAUAGAGUUUUACAAUUGCUGGUUGAUAUUGCUAACACUACCGAUAUUAAACAAUUGAAGAGCAACCAUGAUGUUAAAAAUCUUUAUCUUGAAGAUUUAGUAGGUUUACCAGCCAAGCCUACGGCAGCGAUUACUGCUGGUGAAAAAACCCGCUAUGAAGCUUGGUUAACUAAUAAUACUGGUCUGGCCAAAGACGGAUUGGAGGAAAAACGAGCUCCGAACGGGAAAACACUAACCAAAAGUGGCAUUCCAGUCUUAGACAUUAAAAGAAUUAAAUUAGAAACGGCUUUGGAAUUGGAGGAUGAAAUUAAGAACCAAAACCAAACUGCUCUGAAUAAUUGA
This is a messenger RNA of Ambispora leptoticha, 1880 nucleotides long. The record is from the annotation of a GenBank genome assembly. NCBI's taxonomy places the organism in Eukaryota, Fungi, Glomeromycota, Glomeromycetes, Archaeosporales, Ambisporaceae.